Messenger RNA from Salarias fasciatus (jewelled blenny), 1947 nucleotides. RefSeq names its product Cbp/p300-interacting transactivator, with Glu/Asp-rich carboxy-terminal domain, 4b (gene cited4b). The record is from RefSeq and is a predicted model, not a curated record. The coding region runs from base 252 to 1028 and encodes 258 amino acids. Gene Ontology annotation, biological process: regulation of DNA-templated transcription. Gene Ontology annotation, molecular function: transcription coactivator activity. Gene Ontology annotation, cellular component: nucleus. NCBI's taxonomy places the organism in Eukaryota, Metazoa, Chordata, Actinopteri, Blenniiformes, Blenniidae. The transcript is spliced from 2 exons.
UUCCUCUGAGCUUUUUAGAUGUACAUAAUCCCUGAGUUGACCCAGAAAAUAGGCAGUCGUUUCAAGAUCUGAUGCGGCAGUCUUUUGUGCGCACCGUCCCCGCUUGAGCAUGAAGCGUAACCCCGUGGAAUAAAAACCCUCGAGGAGCUUCGCCGCCGCCGCCGCCGCGCGCAGGAAACGCCGCUUGAAAACACGGAGCCGAGCCAAAGUCGCGCAACUUUGAGAAAACGUAGCGGAUACGGACAGGAGGCAUGGCAGAUCAUCUGAUGAUGCCCAUGAAUCACAACGCAGCGGGCGCCAGUCUCCACGGUUACAGGAUGGGCAUGAAUGGCGGCCUGCAGGCAGGUCACCAGCAGCAUGCCAACCAGCAGGGCAUGAGGGCGAUGCCCAAUGGCCAGAUGAUGCACUACGGUGGCGCCCAGGCCAACAUGGAGACGGCCAUGAGGCAGCGGCAGGGCAUGGUGGGCGGGCCCAUGAACGGACAGCUGAACGGGGCCCAGAUGGGUCAUCACCAGAUGACCUCUGGUAAUAUGAUGUACAAUGGGCAGCCGCAGCAGCAGCAGCAUCACCCUCAGCAGCAGCAUCACAUGCAUCCACAGCAGCACCAGCAACAAGUCCAGCACCCACAACAACAGCAGCAGCAGCAGCAGCAGCAGCAGCAACAGCAGCAGUUCAUGAACGGAGGCUUAACGUCCCAGCAGCUCAUGGCCAGUAUGCAGCUGCAGAAACUGAACACCCAGUACCAUGGACACCCGCUGGGUCCGAUGGGCGGGAACCACAUGGGGCCCACGACCCAGUACCGCAUGAACCCGGCGCAGCUGGCCAACAUGCAGCACAUGGCCGGGCCGGCGCUGGCCCUGAACGGCAUGGAUGCGGACAUGAUUGACGAGGAUGUCCUGACCUCGCUGGUCAUGGAGCUGGGCUUGGACCGGGUCCAGGAGCUGCCAGAACUCUUCCUGGGCCAAAAUGAGUUUGACUUCAUAUCAGACUUUGUCAGCAAACAGCAACCCAGCACUGUGAGCUGCUGAGAGGACCUUACUUGCAAACGGGCACAAACGGAGACAGAUAACGGAGACGAGGAUUGUCCAGGACGGAUGAAGAGGGCCCAUCUCUUCACAUUUGUAAUUUUGUGAGCACCCAGCUGUACGACGACUCCCAUGCGCGGGGUGCACACAAGAGAACUCUGGACGUCCACACCGAGCGCUCGGAGUUUCAGAGUUUCACGUGUGCGAGUGGCCAGACGGUGGCGAGCCCCACAGCCGAGCUCCACCUCUCCUAUUUCCUGGACAUGAAUGUAAUAAAACCAUGCUGAAAUUCUUAAAAAGCCACUCUGAACAAUGCUAUGACACUAUGUAGCCUCUAAGUCUGGACUCCACGUCAGUUUACCAGUAAAAAGGUGUAUUUAUUUAUUCCUACCUGAGAAAGCUGAUAUAAAGAGCAACCGCCAUUUUUGUUUUGGGACCCAAAUGGUUUUAAUCAUCAUUUACUGAGAAUAGGUUUCAGAAAUAUAAUUUAUGUUCUCUGCUCAUGAUUUUAUUUUAUUUUUUUUUUUAUUUUUGAAAUUUUUUUUUUUCUCCCAUUCCGUUUGGCGCAGUAGUAACCUGAGCUCCGAUGGCUUUGUCAUCUGAAAGGGUUUUCUAUAACGGUCGUCUCACGUGAAUGGGAGUUUCAUCCAGACGUUAAAAAAUGGUUCACUUUUGGUAAAGUGCUGCCUUUUUUAGAUGUGCUGUUCUCGACAAAACCUACUGCUUGUACUGUAUGAAGCUGUAUAACUCCAACAUGUCCACACUGUUGUGUUCUAUUGGAGAUGUAGAACCGCCUUAAUCACGCAGAUUCUUAUUUAUUGGUUGUUUAUAUUGUCCCCUUUUUUUGUGGUCAAGAUGGGGGGAUGGUCUUUGUGAAAAAAAAGGGGGUUUUGAGGAUCAAUAAAAACGGCCUGGAUAGAUG